This is a messenger RNA of Branchiostoma belcheri (Belcher's lancelet), 1263 nucleotides long. RefSeq names its product extensin-2-like. The transcript has 12 exons. Bases 109 to 1245 code for a protein of 378 amino acids. The record is from RefSeq and is a predicted model, not a curated record. Lineage: Eukaryota; Metazoa; Chordata; Leptocardii; Amphioxiformes; Branchiostomatidae.
ACUACCGGGAUAAAGGACGCUCUGUCUUCGGUAGCAGCCUCAGUACUGCCGGUGAGAACUUGGCGAGGAACCUACAAGACAAGGAUUUCUGCUACGAGGCAACCGAGAAUGGCAAGCGGGAGGCUGGUAGUGAUGGUGGCGUUUCUACUGACGUGCAUCACCUAUACCGUCUACGGAGAAGAAGGUCUUGAGACUGACGACACUGCGAAGCGCCGCCCUCCGCCGCGCAUGGUACUGCAGAAAGAAGACAAGAGGCGACCGCCACCGAAAUCUGCCUACUAUCAGGCGACCGAGAAACAGCUUGCCGAUGCUUCUGCACCAAGAGACCAAGAACAUGUUUCACCUUAUACUGGAAUUGAAGAAUCAAUGGAAAAGAGAAGACCACCACCGAAAUCACUGUACAAAGUGGACGACGUGAAUAAACGCCGUCCUCCGCCGAGGUACCUCCUGUCGGACAUAGAGUCCCUGUACCCGGUGAAAAGACGCCCCCCUCCCCGGGCCCUGUACCGUGACGUCGGUGUGGAUAAGAGACGCCCCCCGCCCAGGAGCGUGUUCUUACGCUCAGGUCUCUACUCAAAUAGACCGCUAGAGGAGUUGGUGGCAGGAAGUGCGGAGGACGAAAUGAUGGACAGCCGGCCACCUAACUGGGUUUACGCUGACCAAUCAAGACGCCACACGGCACCACUACGGGACUCACCUUUCUUGACAUCCUACUACACGCCUGACGGUACUGAGGAUGAGGAGUUUCGCCCUCCUCCCUGGGUGUACGCCGAUAGAGCGAAGCGCCGCAUGCCUCCACCCUGGGUACUGCAGCAAGCAAGGAUGUUGGAAGCAGAAAUUGAAAGAGAAGAGGCCAGUCGUAACAAGUAUCAAGCAGAUGACACUGGCUGGGAGACUGUAGAUGACCAGAAUGUGGUUCGGCCUCCAGCUUGGGUGUACGCCGGAAGAGCCAGGAUGAACAAAGGAGGCUCGGACAAAACUAAACUGCUAGAACAGUAUGACGAGAACAAGUGGCGACUAGUUCCCGACUACUUCGGACCUGACCAAGACAUGGUUCGCUCCACCAAGAGUUGUGUUCCAAGUGGAGAAUACUGCACAAGUUGCGAUUGUAACUGCUGCAGUAGGCUUUGCUUGUGGCACCCGUCGGCCGGGCUGGUUUACAGUAAGUGCGUUUCUCCGGCCAUCUGCGAUCCAUCCUUUGCCGCCAUCUUGGCUAGCGGAAGCUUCGAAUGUCGCAAGCAGUAAGGAAAGAGGAUUCGGCAU